GAAUACUUUUAUUUAACUUACUUUGAGGACAAGCUGGAUUUAAAUGUCGUUUCUCAGUGACUCCUGAGUCCCGGAGUUUGCGCUUACCUGUGGAGCAAAUGUGUCAAGAGGCAAAAGCAACGGUUUCCGCUCGUGCCGUGUUGUGAUGGCUAGCCGCGGUCGCUCCUCGCUAGCAGGGUAGCUAGCUGCUGUAAAUGCCUGGUCGUUGCUGCAAAGACGGCGAUAAUUAGCUCGCAAGCGGGCUACGCUCACUCGGCUGCUAGUUUUUGUAGACAGUUCGCCAUCUCUUAAGAUUGCUGACAAGGCCGCUAAACGGAUAAUGCGUUGGAUAUUACAGUAAGGAAAAUCACCAGAUGGAAAUGUGUUUAUUCACAGCGGAUUAACGUUACUCAUCAUGCCUUUCGAAAUUAUGGAGUAAUUUUUUUCACAACACCAUGCGCGCCUUCAGAUCAGACCUCCACCACUGCUGCAGAGGUUCCUUACAUUUGGAUUUAACAAGCGGUUUUUGAAGACUAGCAGCCACGACUUUUUUGUCUUCCAAUGUGAUUCCGGUAAAAUAUUAACUAUGUAUCCAAGCGGGCUGGAUAUGCUCCGAUACUUAUAAACAUUUGCGUGAAUUCGUGCGAGGGAAGCCCAAAGAAGGAGGUCCAGGGCGGGAUAGGUACACAGAAACUACCCGUUCCGAAGAAACAUGGCCUCGGUUUGGAAGAGACUGCAGCGUGUGGGGAAGCAUGCGUCCAAAUUUCAGUUCGUGGCUUCCUAUCAGGAACUGAUGGUGGAAUGCACUAAGAAAUGGCAACCCGACAAACUGGUCGUGGUUUGGACACGCAGGAGUCGACGGAAAUCCUCCAAGUCACACAGCUGGCAGCCCGGCAUCAAAAAUCCCUACAGAGGAGUAGUGGUGUGGCCUGUACCAGAGAACAUUGAGAUCACGGUCACUCUUUUUAAGGUAGGCUACAGCUGGUUAAUGAGCACUGAGACAAGCAUUUCUAUGUUUAAGGUGGACUAGGGUGGUUACUGGGAC
Molecule: messenger RNA, 1024 nt
Organism: Micropterus salmoides (largemouth bass)
Lineage: Eukaryota; Metazoa; Chordata; Actinopteri; Centrarchiformes; Centrarchidae
Product: EH domain-binding protein 1-like
Exons: 4
Coding region: 692-1009 (105 amino acids)
Source: RefSeq, a predicted model, not a curated record